AUACAAGCAUGAACUAUCCAACUGUUUGCUAAUAUGCGGGACGCGCUGAUUUGGCGCCAAUUCAUUCUACAUCGUAAUCGAAUUUCACUUAUAAUUGACAGUUGCUACGCUGUGAAUAAUCUCGUCUACAAAUCUUUACAGUCAAUGGGAAAGCUGGGAAGCUGUUCAAGCCAUGGAAGAUUUCGUCUUUCCUCUCCCGGUCCCGAUUCAGAUACAGAAUUCUUGUCGGUUUCCGAUGAUCCGCAGAUUCAUCUGUUAAUCGAUUUCAAUGAAUCUAAGCUUGCUCGCAUGACACCGGAACUCGAGAAUAAAAUUCUUGACGAUUCGAUCGUUUCGCUUGGUGUCGAAGUUGUUGUGUAUCAGAGCAACCUGAGGCAAUUUCACUGUACUGGAUAACGCUUGAGUAGCUCCAAAAUCUUUUAAAGUCCCGAGACAGGUGACUGUGGUCCAAGGUCCUAAGUUCGUCAAUGUGUAAUUUUGACUAGGUUGACAUUUGUGGUUCAAAAUGGAUUUUUAUUUUAUUUUAAAUGGUUCCAAAUAAAACGUUAAAAGUGAAAUAAUUUUAUUUUUAAUAACCAAAGAAAAUUAGCAAUAAUUCUUUUGUGCAACUGUCGCUUUGAAUUUCAUUCCGAUCUCCACCACCAGAUGUCACUGCCGUAGAUAUUUCUAAAAAAUUUAAUAACCGAGAUAUUUCUCGACGAGAAAUAUU
Molecule: messenger RNA, 709 nt
Organism: Uranotaenia lowii
Lineage: Eukaryota; Metazoa; Arthropoda; Insecta; Diptera; Culicidae
Exons: 2
Coding region: 34-396 (120 amino acids)
Source: RefSeq, a predicted model, not a curated record